Felis catus (domestic cat) is the source of this 3685-nucleotide messenger RNA. RefSeq names its product insulin like growth factor 2 mRNA binding protein 2 (gene IGF2BP2). The coding region runs from base 86 to 1885 and encodes 599 amino acids. Gene Ontology annotation, cellular component: cytoplasm; cytosol; nucleus. Gene Ontology annotation, molecular function: mRNA 3'-UTR binding. Gene Ontology annotation, biological process: regulation of gene expression; nervous system development. The record is from RefSeq and is a predicted model, not a curated record. The transcript has 16 exons. Lineage: Eukaryota; Metazoa; Chordata; Mammalia; Carnivora; Felidae.
GAGGAGGAGAGACGAGGGCAGCGGAGGAGGCGAGGAGCGCCGGGUACCGGGCCGGGGGAGCCGCGGGCUCUCGGGGAAGAGACGGAUGAUGAACAAGCUUUACAUCGGGAACCUGAGCCCCGCCGUCACCGCCGACGACCUCCGGCAGCUCUUCGGGGACAGGAAGCUGCCCCUGGCGGGACAGGUCCUGCUCAAGUCCGGCUACGCCUUCGUGGACUACCCCGACCAGAACUGGGCCAUCCGCGCCAUCGAGACCCUCUCGGGUAAAGUGGAAUUGCAUGGGAAAAUCAUGGAAGUUGAUUACUCAGUCUCUAAAAAGCUCAGGAGCAGGAAAAUUCAGAUCCGAAACAUCCCUCCUCACCUGCAGUGGGAGGUGCUGGAUGGACUUUUGGCCCAGUAUGGGACAGUGGAGAAUGUAGAACAAGUCAACACAGACACAGAAACUGCUGUUGUCAACGUCACAUAUGCAACAAGAGAAGAAGCAAAAAUAGCCAUCGAGAAGCUAAGCGGGCAUCAGUUUGAGAACUACUCCUUCAAGAUUUCCUACAUCCCGGAUGAAGAGGUGAGCUCCCCUUCGCCCCCACAGCGAGCCCAGCGUGGGGACCACUCUUCCCGGGAGCAAGGCCACGCCCCUGGGGGCUCUUCUCAGGCCAGACAGAUUGAUUUCCCGCUGCGGAUCCUGGUCCCCACCCAGUUUGUUGGUGCCAUCAUCGGAAAGGAGGGCUUGACCAUAAAGAACAUCACUAAGCAGACCCAGUCCCGGGUAGACAUCCAUAGAAAGGAGAACUCUGGGGCUGCAGAGAAGCCCGUCACCAUCCAUGCCACCCCAGAGGGGACCUCUGAAGCCUGCCGCAUGAUUCUUGAAAUCAUGCAGAAAGAGGCUGAUGAGACCAAAUUAGCCGAAGAGAUUCCUCUGAAGAUCUUGGCCCACAAUGGCUUAGUUGGAAGACUUAUUGGAAAAGAAGGCAGAAAUUUGAAGAAAAUUGAACAUGAGACAGGGACCAAGAUAACAAUCUCAUCCUUGCAGGAUUUGAGCAUAUACAACCCCGAAAGAACCAUCACUGUGAAGGGCACAGUCGAGGCCUGUGCCAAUGCAGAGGUAGAGAUUAUGAAGAAGCUCCGUGAGGCCUUUGAAAAUGAUAUGCUGGCUGUUAAUCAACAAGCCAAUCUGAUCCCGGGGUUGAACCUCAGCGCACUUGGCAUCUUUUCAACAGGACUGUCCGUGCUGCCUCCACCAACAGGGCCCCGAGGAGCUCCCCCCGCUCCCCCUUACCACCCUUUCGCUACUCACUCCGGAUACUUCUCCAGCUUGUACCCCCCUCACCAGUUUGGGCCGUUCCCGCAUCACCACUCCUACCCAGAGCAGGAGAUUGUGAAUCUCUUCAUCCCGACCCAGGCUGUAGGUGCCAUCAUUGGGAAGAAGGGGGCGCACAUUAAACAGCUGGCUCGAUUCGCUGGGGCCUCCAUCAAGAUUGCCCCGGCGGAAGGCCCAGAUGUCAGCGAAAGAAUGGUCAUCAUCACCGGCCCACCUGAAGCCCAGUUCAAGGCCCAGGGGCGGAUCUUUGGGAAACUGAAGGAAGAAAACUUCUUUAACCCCAAAGAAGAGGUGAAGCUGGAAGCGCACAUCAGAGUGCCCUCUUCUACAGCUGGCCGGGUGAUCGGCAAGGGCGGCAAAACCGUGAACGAACUGCAGAACUUAACCAGUGCAGAAGUCAUCGUGCCUCGUGACCAAACACCGGAUGAAAAUGAGGAAGUGAUCGUCAGAAUUAUCGGGCACUUCUUUGCUAGCCAGACUGCACAGCGCAAGAUCAGGGAAAUUGUACAACAGGUGAAGCAGCAGGAGCAGAAAUAUCCUCAGGGAGUCGCCUCACAGCGCAGCAAGUGAGGCUCCCACAGGCACCAGCAAAACAACGGAUGAAUGUAGCCCUUCCAACACCUGACAGAAUGAGACCAAACACAGCCAGCCAGCUCGGGAGCAAACCAAAGACCAUCCUGAGGAAUGAGAAGUCUGCGGAGGCACCGGGGACUCUGCAGAGGCCCUGAGAAUCCCAGGGGCCAGGAGGAUGGUGGGAGGUCAGACCGGGUGUCUGCCCGGCCUCCUGCCUCCCCCAGGGCCUCUGCAGGCUUCCCAGCCAUCCACUGCACCAUCCACUCGGAUCUCUCCUUACCUCCUACAACGCUAUCCCUUUUAGUUGAACUAACAUAGGUGAACGUGUUCAAAGCAAAGCAAAAUUCACACCCUUUUCUUUUUGUGGAAAUUGUCUCUGUACAUGUGUGUACAUAUUAGAAGGGAAAAGAUGUUAAGAUAUGUGGCCUGUGGGUUACACAGGGUGCCUGCAGCGUUAAUAUAUUUUAGAAAUAAUAUAUCAAAUAACUCAACUAACUCCAAGUUUUAAUCAAUUAUUAAUUUUUUUUUUCUUUUUAAAGAGAAAGCAGGCUUUUCUAGACUUUAAAGAAUCAAGUCGUUCUUUGGGAGGUCUAAUGGUUUAGUAAGGAGCUUCGAGACCACCCACACAAAUUCACCCGAGGGGAAUCUCGGAAGGACACUCACAGCAGUUCUGGACCACCUGUGUAUGUCAACAGAAGGGAUACCGUCUCUCUGAAGAGGAAACUCUGUCUCUCUUCAUCCCUGUCUAGCUCACACACCCAUUUCUCUUUGCUUCACAGGUUUUAAACUGGUUUUUUGCAUACUGCUAUAUAAUUCUCUGUCUCUCUCUGUUUAUCUCUCCCCUACCUUCUCUCCCUCCCCUUCUUUUCCAUCCCCAUUCUUUUUAAUUCCCUCAUCCCUCUUUCUCAAUUCCCAGUAUCUACGCACCCCCCAGGCAAAGCAGUGCUCUGAGUAUCACAUCACACAAAAGGAACAAAAGCGAAACACACAAACCAGCCUCAACUUACACUUGGUUACUCAAAAGAACAAGAGUCAAUGGUACUUGUCCUAGCAUUUUGGAAGAAGAAAACAGGAACCCAUCAAACCAACCAACCAAACAAAGAAAAAUUCCACAAAGAAAGAAUGUAUUUUGUCUUUUUACAUUUUGGUGUAUAAGCCAUCAAUAUUCAGCGAAAUGAUUUCUUUCUUUAAAAAAAAAAAAAAAAUGGAGGAAAAUAGCAAUUUACACGAGGUCGUUGGCCCAGGGCGUUAAAUUUACAGAUUUUUUUAAACGAGAAAAACACACAAAAAAAGCUACCUCAGGUGUUUUUUACCUCAGCACCUUGCUCUUGUGUUUCCCUUAGAGAUUUUGUAAAACUGAUAGUUGGAGCAUUUUUUUAUUUUUUUAAUAAAAAUGAGUUGGAAAAAAAAUAAGAUAUCAACUGCCAGCCUGGAGAAGGUGACAGUCCAAGUGUGCAACAGCUGUUCUGAAUUGUCUUCCGCUAGCCAAGAACCUAUAUGGCCUUCUUUUGGACAAACCUUGAAAAUGUUUAUUAAAAAACAAAAAAACAAAAAAAAAAAAGAUGACAAAGAAAAACAGAGAGAGAAAAUAUUGGAGAUGUCCUGAAUUUCAAUAGGGUACGCGCCAUUAGGGCUUUUUGCGCUAAAGGAUGAACAUGUACUGGUUUAUGUGAACAAGCCAUUUUACCACCAGACUGCAAUGCCAGUUUCCUCUACUGCAAACAGUGUUCUGUGACAAAAACAAAAAACAAAAACAAACAAACAAAAAAAAAAAUGAAAUAUAUCCAGCUAACAAGA